Messenger RNA from Zingiber officinale, 468 nucleotides. RefSeq names its product octapeptide-repeat protein T2-like. Lineage: Eukaryota; Viridiplantae; Streptophyta; Magnoliopsida; Zingiberales; Zingiberaceae. Bases 1 to 468 code for a protein of 155 amino acids. The record is from RefSeq and is a predicted model, not a curated record. The transcript has a single exon.
AUGUUGGCGUGGGGAAGGAGAGGAGGUGGUCGUUGCCGGCGCCGAGAGAGAAGGAGGGGAGUUGGCGGCGGAAACAAAACCAUAAAGAACUUGAGCCAGAUGCGAUCUGGUCCCAGAAGAAAGAGAGAGAGGGAGAGAGAGAGGGAGAUAGAGGAAAAGGUGGUGGCCGGAAGUCGGCGCCGGCGAGGCGCGCAUGUGAAGGAGGAAGAAGAUCCUCCCCUGGCGGCGGCAUGUCCAUCGGGAGAAGAGAGGAAGAAGGCUACCGCUGGUGUCGCGAGAAGAAGAGGGAGAGGAAGAGAGGUGGCGGUCGGUAGUGAGGAGAAGGAGAGGAGUGGAGAAGAGGUGGCCGGCGACCUCGGCUCCGGCGAAGAGACUAAGAGGGAGGCAGAAGCUACUGUGACGACGGAAGCAAACAACCCCAAAAAACGCACCUCCCUCCUCGCUACCGUACGCCCCUCUCCCUCCUAA